Molecule: messenger RNA, 1881 nt
Organism: Leishmania mexicana MHOM/GT/2001/U1103
Lineage: Eukaryota; Euglenozoa; Kinetoplastea; Trypanosomatida; Trypanosomatidae
Exons: 1
Coding region: 1-1881 (626 amino acids)
Source: RefSeq, a predicted model, not a curated record
AUGUUGGUGGAAUCAGCAAUGGAGUCCGCACCCUGUGGCGACCGGCACUUCAGCUCCACAGACACGCCGACGGUGACGUGCACGCGUCCAUCUCACGCGACUUCUACCAUCUCCAUGGAGAAGUUGUGGCGCCUGACGGAUCCACACGCCGCGCCGCCCGCCGCAGUUGCCGUCGCAGAUGGCCAUGCGUCGAAGGCAUUGAAUGUGUCCGCGGAGGAGGUGCGCCGCGGUCUGCCACGCAGACUCUCUGUUCUUAGCCUCGACACCGCUGCCGAGUCGUUGGAUGACUGCAGUGAUCAUGCAGAGCUACACAAAGGCGCCACGGCAGCCUCUGCGGAAGAGGAGGAAGCGGAGGACGUGUGCAUCCCGUACGACUACGAAUCGGAGAUGGAGGAGUGCAGUCAGUAUACCUUUAGCAACGCACCAUACAGCCCGUCCACGACGGCGGCGCUGGCGGCCGCGACGUCACCGCCGAUAGACGCGACGACAUCUUCUUGGAGACGGCCGGAUACACCGCGGAUCCCUUCCAUGCUGUCUCUGCCCAGCAGUGCUGUCCGGAGUCCGGAGCAGGAGCCGCUGAGUCCACAGUGGUGCGAGCGCCAGCGCCGCGAUAACGCCUCGCACCACGCUGGCGAGCACUAUGCCUGGCAGCAGGGGAUGAGGCAUACAACCGCCUCGGCACCCUCGCAUAUGCGCUACGGUCUUCGUUCUCUCGUGCGAGAGGCGUGUUGCCGCGAAAUUCAAGCUCUGCGCUCGAGGCCCGCCGUCACGUUUGUGGAGAUGGCUGCGCCUCAGUCGACGAGCCGUACUCGCUCCUCGAUGCGUGCGUCGUGCAUGCUGGCCUCGGCCACAUCGACGGCGCAGCGUAAGGCCCGCUACAUCCAGAUCGUCAAGGAGCAUUGGAAGACGCUGGAGGAACGGCUCGAGGAGCUGUUGGCGGAGACAGAGAAGGAGAGCGCGGUGGCUAGCGAGUCGCACUUGCGCUCUGUGGGCUACGCCCUCAAUGCCCUAUCCCUCUUCAGCAAUGACCCGCAGCUCAUCAUCCGUGAGUUAAACAUGGGGCAUGUCGAGGAGCAGCGCCGCCAGCGGCACGAUCGCGAAGCGCAGUUACUCAUGACACUCGAGUCGCAGGGGCGGCUCUUCUUGUUGCCCACCCUAUACGCGGAGGAGGUCGAGGAGCCGGUGCCGGUUCUGCACAUCGAGUCCGUGUUGACCCCGAGCGAGAAGAUUGCUGAGUACACGCACCCGUGGCAGCUGCUGACGCCCGAUGCGUCUCUCUACUCGCCGUCACCAAGCCCCACGCCGGACGAGUCCAUCGGUGCCAUCUCCCCGUGCUCGUCGGGCUGCAUCUCUGCUACAUGCUCCCCCAUGCUUGCCUCACAGCCCCCCUCAGUUGCGUCCACUCGGCUAAAAUUCAGCCGCCGCGACGUCUGGAAGGACAUGCAGCCGCCGCGGCUGCCUCUUCUGGACCUUUUCCUGACGGCUCCGGCUGUGGUGCCGUCCACCGUCGUGGCAAACAGCGAAGUCGGCGUGCCGUACGUCAUGCCGGUGGACCCCACCUAUGCGCAGCACGAGCUGAACCGUCAGGAGGCCCUCACUCAUGUCACCAUGGCCGACCCUCUGUCCUCCCCGCAGCUUUCCGGUGCCAUAGUGCGAGGCGGCAGCGCACCUGCUCGCUCCUCGGAUGACCACCGGCAUCCGAUGCUGCUCGACGGUACGGAAGACAUCUGGGGCGCGUACCUGGAGAGGGACGUGUUCGACUUCGCGGAAACGAUCAAGAUGGGCGAUGCAGAGGUGCUCUUGUUCAGCUUCGAAAUGAACGAGGCGGUCACUGCAGCGGGGCCUGCGGCAGCGACGCGAGCGACUCUGACGGAUGGCUGA